Molecule: messenger RNA, 363 nt
Organism: Acaulospora colombiana
Lineage: Eukaryota; Fungi; Glomeromycota; Glomeromycetes; Diversisporales; Acaulosporaceae
Source: the annotation of a GenBank genome assembly
GGCUCCACCCGCUGCGACGGUGAUCGGCAAGAGCUGACCCGUCCCCCAAAUCGAAUGUACGCCUGUAAUAUCGUUCCACUUGAUAGUGAGUUCGAUCGAGGUGACUACGAAUGCGGUAAUGAUGAGCAUGGGGGCCUUGAAGAGGAAGAUGGAGAUGAUGCGCAUGCGACUGUCGAAGGCGUCGACGAAAAAGUACAUGCUGAGUUGGGAGGCAUAUUUGUCAUUCGAGUGGAAAUACCAGAGGGAGAAGGUGCAUGCAGUAAAGUAGACAAGGCCGAAUGUGAACAUGACUUUGAGGAAGGUCCGGAACCAAUGGAAGAGCUCCUAAUUCCGGAGAAUUCAGUUUCGAUGUCUGAAUUAUAG